UCGUGGGAGAAAUUGUUGGUCGGAAAGGAAGGAAGAAAUGGGGGGCGGAGGAGGGAAAGAAGGUGACUGGGAGUGCAGCAGAUGCGAAAAUAGAAACUACGCAUUCAGAUCCUUUUGCAACCGUUGUAAGCAGCCUCGUCUUCUCGUCGACUGCAAAACCCCCGCCGAUUCCAAGUGGCUUCCCCGGAUUGGCGAUUGGAUCUGCUCCGGUUGCACUAACAACAAUUAUGCAUCAAGAGAAAAGUGCAAAAAGUGUGGGCAACCUAAACAGCAGCUACUAGCAUCAAUGCCAGCUGGAGCUUCUCAUCCAACUUAUUUUGCCAGGGCUCACGGAGGUGGUGGAGGAAUUGAUCAAAUAUUGCCAUUGAGCUCUAAUUGGCCAAUUGGAGGGUCUUCUGGUCAAUAUGGAUUCCAGCCAUCUUCUAAUUGGCCCUUGCCACCUACCGCCAUUUCAUAUGCUAACCAAAUAAAUCAACUUCCACCUGUCCCAAAUGGUAAUGAAUGGCGUUCUGGUGAUUGGAUUUGCUCUUGCGGCUUCCACAAUUAUUCUUCACGUUUGCAGUGCAAAAAGUGUAAUGCCCCUACACAGAUAUCAAUGCCUUCAUCUCUCAUCAGUGCUGCAGUUACAGCUCUAGGAACAAAACGCGUUGCAUCUGAAGAAUUUAUUCAUAACUGGGAUAAUAAGAGACUAAAUGCUGGACAAGAACAAACUCCAGGAUUUGGGUCAUUCCAAAGUGUUGGUGGUAGUCAAUUAAAUAGUAUAUACCCCGGGAAUAUUCCCAGUGGAAACAACGCAUACCUCCCGAAUUUGCAAGUCAACUUUCAAAUACCAAACGUACCAUUACCACCUGCAGUCCUUGGGAAAGGAGCAAAGCAAUGGCGUGAUGGGGAUUGGAUGUGCUCAAAUUGUAAUAAUCACAAUUAUGCCUCUCGAGCAGAAUGCAAUCGGUGCAAAAGUCAGAGAGAGGUGCCGCCGCCUCAAGCUGUUGAAGAUUGGACAACGAGAGCAUGGAACAUAUAGGUAGAACCACGAUCACUUGAACUGGAUAUAUGCCGAGAUCAAGCGAUUCUCAACACGAAAAUUAAACAGGAAAAGAGAAAUUUCAUACGACAUAUGUUGCUGGGAAACUUUGAAUGCUGAAACAACAUAGACAAUUGCUGGGAAAUCGGAGGAGACCGCUAAGCACUUUAAUCUUGCUAAAAACACAUCAUGCACCACCAUACACAUUGUACUUUAUAUAAAUUACUUAAUUAACUUCAUAAACUCAAAUAAAUAAAUUC
This is a messenger RNA of Erythranthe guttata (spotted monkey flower), 1281 nucleotides long. Its product is annotated as zinc finger (Ran-binding) family protein. Gene Ontology annotation, cellular component: cytoplasm. NCBI's taxonomy places the organism in Eukaryota, Viridiplantae, Streptophyta, Magnoliopsida, Lamiales, Phrymaceae. The record is from RefSeq and is a predicted model, not a curated record. Gene Ontology annotation, molecular function: mRNA binding.